Anastrepha obliqua is the source of this 3060-nucleotide messenger RNA. RefSeq names its product proteasome assembly chaperone 2. Gene Ontology annotation, molecular function: DNA binding. Gene Ontology annotation, cellular component: cytosol; nucleus. The record is from RefSeq and is a predicted model, not a curated record. NCBI's taxonomy places the organism in Eukaryota, Metazoa, Arthropoda, Insecta, Diptera, Tephritidae. The transcript is spliced from 2 exons. Gene Ontology annotation, biological process: proteasome assembly. The coding region runs from base 2217 to 2945 and encodes 242 amino acids.
UUUAUAACUGCAAGUUGUAGUUAAAGCUUAUUUAUGUGCAAAGUAAAAUCUUGUGAGUUGUAUUACAUAAAUUAGACUCAAACCUGGAUUUAACCAUGAGCAAUAAAAGGAAAUCGGAAAUAGAACUCCAUUUAAGAAAUGAAGACAAAAGAUAUUCACUGUUUACUCCUACCUCUGUGCGGAGUUCCGUGUGGAAACAUUUUCAAGUAAUAAAAUUCUUGGACACUGUGGAAAACUUUGCACGUUGUAACCAUUGCGCAGAGAUUUUGUCAUAUGCACCUAGAAGCGGUACGGGCAGCCUGUUGCGCCAUCGCUGCGUGCGUGUUAGAGCAAAUAAUUCGCAAAAAAAUCUACCGGCAACACAAAGCGUUUCAAGUUUUAUUCGUAGCAUGUUGCCCAAGAAGACAAAAGAAGAUAUAUUAAAAUCGCAACUAGAAUUUAUCUCGAAAGAUUUAAAAUCUCUUAAUACUACAGAAGGGGACGGAUUUAGGAAAUUCGCUCAAGCUUUAAUAAAUAUUGGUGCAGAAUAUGGCAAGCAAAAUAUUGAAGAAAUAUUGGUUUCUCGCCCAAUUCUGAUAAACAGUCUUAUUCCAGCAGAAUAUUUCAACAUAAAGAAUCAAUUAGAAUAUAUUCUAUCAAAUAACCAUGCCGCCUUUUCUACCGACACUUGGAUCGAUGAAAGCUCGCAACGUAGUUUUUUGGCAUUAACUGCUCAUUAUAUUAAUGAUGAGUUUAUUUUAGAUUCAAGUUUAUUAGGAACGCGAGAGUUUAUAUUACCUGCCAAAGAAACCAGUGAUCGCAUCCAUUAUUUCGUUAUGGACAUACUGAAUGAAUUUCAGAUCAAAGAUAAGUUAAACCAGAGUGUAAUUGUUACCGAAAACUCGUCGGAGUUUGUUGAAGCUUUUCGCAGUUAUAAACGUAUUUCAUGCAUCUGUCACAAUUUAACCAUAUUUAUGAGAGAAGUUUUGGAAAACAGUGCAAUAAAAGAAAUUCGCGAACUACUAGAAGCCUCAAAAGGUUUAGCCAACUUCUGCGAAAACUCAGAGUUAAAUAGUUUAUUGACGAUUUCUGUGAAGCAAAAUGGAACUGAGGGAUUUAGUGCGAUAUUCGACACUCUUUUGAGUAUUUUCACCAUGUAUAAUGAAAUCGAACAAGCCUUAAUGGAACGAAAUGAAUGGCAAGAAAUCGCCGGCAUUAACUUUCAUCUUUUAGAUCGUGUUCUUUCAUUUUUCAGACCUUUUAAAGAAUGCUUUGAAAUUCUGAGCUCACAAACUUCGACAGUAAUAGCAGAAUAUUGCUUCUGGUAUGAAAAAUUACAGAGAUGUUGUAUUAUUAGUCCAUUGGAUUCUGAAGUAAUUUCAGAAUUAAAAACAUCUGCAAAAAGCAUCUUGGAGCAAAAAAUGAAACCCGAUAUUAUGCACUAUGCCGCAUGUUUUCUUAAUCCACUAUAUAAAAGAAUGGCAUUUUUGUCGGAAGAACAGCGUAAACAGUCUCGAAUAGCAGUCAAUAUACUGAUGGAAGAUUUUAAGAAGCAACAAGAAAGAGAUAUAGGCAUUUUAAUGCAAUCAGAAGCUGGUUCCGUGGACACUAAUAAUGUGCCAUCAGCAUCAAACGCACAUAGAGAUUUUUGCAACGAUUUAAAUCUGCAUAAUGGAGAUUGCAACGGUUUAAAUGAUAUCGAAAUCGAUAAUGAAUUGUAUAAAUAUUUGGAAAUGGAAACUGAGCAUCGCAACUUAUUGGAUUUUUGGAAAAAUACGUUAGAUCUUCCAUUACUAAGGACUGUGGCUCGGCAAAUAUUAAAUAUACCCGCUAGCUGUACAAAAUGUGGAAGAGCUAGGUUUAGCUUGGGUGAUAUUUUAGAAGGAGGAAAGGCGAAGAUUUCAAGUGAAAGCAUUGAUCAUUUAUUGUUUUUACACAAAAAUACGGGAUAUACUACAGUUAAACACGAAAGCAACUCAAUGGAAACAUAAGCCGAAUUUUUUGUAACACUUGUACUAAUGCAUUCAAAAUCAUUUUAAACGAAAAAAAGUUUUUAUUAUAUUUUAUUAAAACCACAUGUAUAUAAAAUAUACAAUAUCCGGUACCAUUGUCUCCUAAUAAAAUCAAAAUUUAUUAACUGGCAUCUCUGUAAGCAAAAUCGAACAAAGCUGCAUUACUUUCAUAUUCUGAACUGAAUUAUUUGUUUACGAUUUCUUACUUCUAACUAAAUAUUAAAUAUGUUGCAAUUGAAGAAUAGAUCUACACUAGACCUUAAAGAAUACACUGUAAUAAUACCAAGCAUAUGUGUGGGAAAUGCGGCGCAGCUAGCAUGCGAUUUGUUAAUUGCAUCCAAGAAGAUGCAGAGAGUGGCAAGUCUCAUGCACCCAGCAUUGAUUCCUGUCUUUGGACCAUCAGCUUACCAACAUGAGCCCGAGGAAAGAGUAGCUGCUUGUGAAAUUUAUGAAUGUGUCAGCAACAAAUUGGUUGUUAUACAAUUUCGAACACCACUUAUAUCUCGUCAUGCACAAAGUUUGCAUAAUUACUUAGCUGACUUGGUGCAACAAGCCCGAAGAGUAGUGAUACUCAGUGCGAGUUUCGGAUUUGAAAAACGUGAAAUUGGAACUUCACCCUAUGAAUACUGUGUGUCUGAGCGAUUUCGUGGAAGUCAUAAAACGCAAUUAGCGAAUGUGAAAUGGAUGGAGUUUAAGGGCGAGAUGAUUUUUGGCGGUGGUAAUGGACUGCAGCUUUUCCGCUUAUUAAAAGAAAAGGAAGUGCCUGUUAUGCUAUUAUUUCGGUAUGUGUUGGAAGGCGAUAACUCGACGGAUGCUACACUUAUAGUUAGAGAGUUGAACGAUUUGUGCUCAAGCUUUUUACAAUUAGAGGCAGAGGAUAAAACGAUAAAGUUAACUGUUCCUGUGUCAUGGAAAUUACUAUUUGGGAACGAUGUUACUGCUUUCAUUUUCUAGGCUGUAAUAUUUUUUAAUAUUUGUGUUAAUAUUUUUAACUGGUUUUGGUUAAAUACAUGGUGAUUAAUUUGCUCUUGGCAUACAUAUAUAAAUAAAGAUGUAACUUUUUCAAAUA